Messenger RNA from Impatiens glandulifera, 877 nucleotides. Its product is annotated as 50S ribosomal protein L21, chloroplastic. Gene Ontology annotation, molecular function: structural constituent of ribosome; RNA binding. The record is from RefSeq and is a predicted model, not a curated record. Gene Ontology annotation, biological process: translation. Gene Ontology annotation, cellular component: ribosome. Lineage: Eukaryota; Viridiplantae; Streptophyta; Magnoliopsida; Ericales; Balsaminaceae. The coding region runs from base 79 to 717 and encodes 212 amino acids. The transcript has 5 exons.
AGACAUAGCGAAAGGAAGAAGAUAAAACGGAAGGAGGAGAGUGAACUCUGUUGGUUCCAAGCUUUGAAUUCUCUAUCAAUGGCGACGAUUUCCUUUUGUUCAUCUUCUCUCUCUACUGCAAUCGUCUCUCACAACCACAUCCCAACUAUCUCUCUCUCUAGAACCACAUUCGGCGCGGUCUCAUUUUCUUCCACUUUCUCCCGAAGGCUCAUCACUAAACAGUCAUCGUUUGUUCCAAAAUUAUCCGAAACAGAAGUUCCUGUAAUCGAAGAAGUCGAUUCCGAAAUUGAAUCCGAGAUUUCUGUGGCGGAGCCUUCUCAAGUUAUUGAAAUCCAAGCUGAAGAGCUGCCAAAAGGCGAGGAUGUUUUCGCUGUUGUCAUGGUUGGUGGACGUCAAUACAUUGUCAUCCCAGGAAGAUUUCUCUAUGUCCAAAGGAUCAAAGAUGUCACUGUCAAUGCUAAGAUAGUUCUGAACAAAGUUUUACUUGUGGGUACAAGAACAAGUACAUACCUUGGGCAGCCAGUGGUGCCUAAUGCUGUUAUACAUGCAGUAGUCGAAGAACACGGAUUAAACGACAAAGUUAUUAUUCAGAAAUACAAAAAGAAGAAGGGAUAUAGAAGAAACAUUGGGCAUAGACAGCCUAAUACAAGGAUAAGGAUAACCAGCAUCACAGGAUAUCAAGAUUCGCCUGCACUUACACUCCCCUCACUCCCCUAGAGAGAAUGUCCAUCCGAAUCCAUCAGUUUAUGUAUUGUUUAUUUUCAUAUGGUCGGCUAGAGAGUUUGUUUGCUCGCGAAACUUGUCUGUAUCAUUUUACCCUUUAUAUUCUUUUCAUUCUCUAACCAGAUUUCACUUGAAUGCAUGAUAUUUUUAAUCG